Molecule: messenger RNA, 2640 nt
Organism: Epinephelus lanceolatus (giant grouper)
Lineage: Eukaryota; Metazoa; Chordata; Actinopteri; Perciformes; Serranidae
Source: RefSeq, a predicted model, not a curated record
CACUACGUUUUGACUCUCUGCUAAGGUGCUAGAGGAAGUGGUCACAGUUCUAUCUGGCAGCCUGAGAUAAAGACUGAUCGUCAACCAUGAAGGCCAGAGCUUGUAAAAGGGAGUUCAGCAUCAUCUUCCUCUUGCUGGUUGUGUCUGUCUUAAUUAUUCUGCUACAAAACAUGAAGUUUCACCACGCAGUGACCACCAUUGCUGCCCUGAGAGUUUCCAUUAACCUCACCAAGAAUCACAGCUCCUGCACCUUCCAGCCACUCUCCACUGAGGAUGCUGUGGAGGAACGCCUCCUACUGGACUCCAUUGCUUGGCCUGAAACUCCACCUUUGCCAGCUCCUGUUUCCCUGGAGAAUACCAGUGAUCCAGCUCACAGCACCUUCACCAUUCUCCCAAGGAGGGGAGGACAGUGGCAUGUAGGGGAUCAGCUGGAGGUUAUGAUAGAAAUGUGUGACUUCCAGGGUCGUCCCAAGAAGUAUGGGGGGGACCUCUUACUCGCCCGGCUGCACAACCCGAAGCUUGGUGCAGGUGUUGCUGGGCAAGUGGUGGAUCAUCUCAAUGGGAGUUACUCUGCUGUAUUCUCUUUACUCUGGGAAGGAGACGCACAGGUUGAGGUGACGCUGGUUCACUCUAGUGAGGCUAUCACAGUGCUGAGCAGGGUGACCAGAGAACAUCCUGACAGGGUUACCUUCAGCAGCCUCUUCCGCUCAGGCUCACGCUCUGAAAGUAGCAUCUGUAACGUCCGCCUACAUCCAACCCAGCCGCUGUGCAACUAUACUGACCUCCGUACAGGCGAGCCUUGGUUCUGCUACAAGCCAAAGAACCUGAGCUGUGAUGCCAGGAUCGACCAUAUGAUGGGAGGAUACAAACAAAACAUCAAGGCCAACGAGGACAAGCUCUUUAAUAAUGGUGCCAACAUGAAAGUCUUCAUUCGAUCUUCAGCACCUGCCAAUGUCACUGUGUUGCCAGAAAAUGAAGGUCAGCCAGAGGUGAAGAGCAGCUAUUUGACACCUGGACCCUCCGGCUAUUAUUAUCAAGGUGUAUGGCGAGCACUAGGAGGCCCCACAGUUCACCAGUUCAACACCCCCCCUGCCAUCAGUCAGUGUCUGAAAGGCAAGGUGGUCCACAUGUAUGGAGACUCCACCAUCAGACAGUUUUUUGAAUACCUCACCCAAGCUCUACCAGAUCUUAAGGAGUUCGACCUGCACAGCCAGAGGCAAGUUGGACCUUUCAUGGCCUUGAAUUAUGCAAACAACAUCAUGGUCACAUACCGCUGCCACGGUCCUCCUAUCCGUUUUGGCAAGGUCCCAACCAGUGAGCUUCGUUACAUUGCUAAUGAACUAGAUGGCUUAACUGGAGGCACCAACACUGUCGUAGUUCUUGGCAUCUGGUCUCACUUCAGCACUUUCCCCAUGGAGGUGUACAUCCAGCGGCUGCAGAAAAUCCGCAGGGCGGUGGUGCGGCUACUGGACAGGGCUCCAGGCACACUGGUCAUCAUCCGGUCAGGAAACCCCAAAGCUUUGACACUUUAUGAGACAAUAACCAACAGUGACUGGUACACUCUGCAGCGUGAUAAGGUGCUCAGAGCCACAUUCAAAGGACUGAAUGUUCAUCUGAUUGAUGCCUGGGAGAUGGUUCUGGCCCACCACCUGCCGCACAGCCUCCACCCACAGCCUCCCAUUAUAGAAAACAUGAUUAACGUUAUCUUGUCCCAUAUAUGUCCUUAAAGGGCAGUUAGUUGUAUGUUUGUUGGGAGAGAGGUUAUGUUAAUGUUAUCGCUGUGUUUCUACCAUGUGCUGCGUUUUUCCUUCAGCAGCCCAUGCACAGGCUAGACUGACAAUCAAUUUUUAAUCAUGGAAUGCUGAGUGAGCACAAAAAAACCUCACCUGAAGGGAUUGAAAGCAGCUACAAGCCAUGUUGGGGUUGGGCAUUACAAACAACCACUACUUAACAUAUUACCUUAUUACCUCCUCGAUAUCUUGGAAUUGCCAAGCAGCAACAUUUUAUGAUGAUAAUAAUCAAUAAUAAGACACUUUUCAUGUGUUUGUUUCAGAACAAAAGUGAAAGUGUAAAAAUGAAAAUUUGUGGCAAUGCGUUGGACUAUAUGUUGGCUGAGUACAGUUUGGACUCUCCCCACGUUGCCUGGCGACCUCAAAUGGUCGCUUGAUUGCGGCUUAUUGCAUGCAGCCAUGGUUCUGCUCUUUCUGACAGCUAGUUUAACAAAAACAUGUUAAUCAGUCUCAAAAUGACUCCUGGGAUGGUUUAUACACUAGACACUGUUGUUAUCAAGCACAGGGGGAGUUUCUUCCAUUCUGUUGUCAGUCAAUGCAGUGUGAAACUGCAAGGAGAUUCACUUUUUUUUGUAGAAAUGACCUCAACAGCUACGGCUAGAAAAAAUAUCCCUCGAAAGAGAGAACAAGAUUCUGCUGUUAUAUGAUUAUGUAUACUGUUUGACAUGUUAACUGAAUUACAUCUUUGGUUGUGGGGUGGUGUGAUGUACAGAUAUAUAAUUUCCUUCUGAAUUGCAAUUUUUGUAUUUUUAAUUUUAUAUAAUGUCAGGGGAAAUAACAAAUUACAUUUACUCUUGUUACUGUAAUUAAGUUGUGCUUUUUUUCCCUUUUGUUUUGAGUUCUUGUACUU